UCACUUCUUACUUCCAAAGAUCAUCUUUUAACAAGCGUUUCGAUAUUUAUCUACCUUAGAAUCAUGUAUUCCUCCCAUGUUCUCGCCGCCGUCUUUGGCCUCUUUGCUUUAAGCUCUGCCUCACCUCUCGUCGCCCGUCAAUACCCAAUCAUCUGCACCGGCGCUGCCGGCGAAACAUCCAAUACCCAAGCCACCAUUGCUAUCGAAGCAUUCUUCGGUACAACUUGGGGCCAAGGCCAGCAGUCAUUCCAGGUCAAUCCUUCGGGCUACAAACUCACCGUCGAGGGCGCGACAAUUGGCGUUGGUGUCACUCAGGCUGGUACCGGGGAAAGUCUAGACAUUGGCGUCCCGAACUUGAUCAACUACUGGAACGCUAUUAAUGCCCAAUGCUCGGAGCAGACUGGAGGGUUGGCGUCUGGCUACGUUGUUCUGUCUGAGGAUAGUAACUAUGCUGCAUACAUUAACUAGUAGAGGGGGUUUGGGCAUUACUUUCUUACCAUUUUAUAUGGUAUCCAUUUAAAUAGUUGCUUAAAGCUGGUUUUUUCAGGCGUCUAUAGUUAAAUAAAGC
Molecule: messenger RNA, 568 nt
Organism: Trichoderma harzianum CBS 226.95
Lineage: Eukaryota; Fungi; Ascomycota; Sordariomycetes; Hypocreales; Hypocreaceae
Exons: 2
Coding region: 64-468 (134 amino acids)
Source: RefSeq, a predicted model, not a curated record